Molecule: messenger RNA, 300 nt
Organism: Mesorhabditis belari
Lineage: Eukaryota; Metazoa; Nematoda; Chromadorea; Rhabditida; Rhabditidae
Source: the annotation of a GenBank genome assembly
AUGUAUUUCUUGUUGGUCUGUACGGUACUGCUUCCAGACAAUAAUCUGCGUUCAAGAAUCGCUCUUGGUCGUGAGCGUUGGUUCAAUGGAACAUGCCUGAAUGCAACUUGUCCCACGGAUGAGAACGUCUUCAUGUAUUGGCCACCAUCAAAGAGAACUUAUCAACUGAAAUGGGAUGCCGGUUUGGCGUUGAAUGCCUCAAAGCGUCUUACCUCACUCUUCACCUACACUCCAGUCUACAGUCCUUAUCCUGUUCCAAGUGACGUUCGGGAGAUUCGUCACCGAAACGUACAAUUCAAA